Molecule: messenger RNA, 1407 nt
Organism: Haemonchus placei
Lineage: Eukaryota; Metazoa; Nematoda; Chromadorea; Rhabditida; Trichostrongylidae
Source: the annotation of a GenBank genome assembly
AUGUCUUCGUAUGCAGUUUCUAAGGUUAAGACUGUUCGUACGCCCUUCGUCAAACCAAAAGAUCCAAUGCCAAAGGCGACUUUCGCUUCUACAGAGACGAGGGACGCACCUACAAUCGAGACCUCCGUGCCUUCUGUUGUGGAUAGGUCGCAAGCACCGGUCGAUACAUCUGAUCUUCGCGUGCCAACCGUGAAGCAACUUAAGGAUAUACUGCGUAGUGUAGUGCUGAAGAUGCGAAAAGCCCACGAGGAAUAUCGUGGGGAGUACGGAGACUUAGUGCUGCACGUCACUAAGCGUAGCCAGGUGGAAUCGAAAGACAUUCCAUUGAAGCUUAAUCGGUCCAUUGGAGAUGUCUGUCCUCCUCCACCAGUCACGCCUAAUAGUUCGUACUUUAUCAAUGCCAGUUCUAUCGAGGAGUUGACUGCGAGACAGCUUAGGGUUUCCUAUGAGUUUGUGGCUCGUCAGUUGUCCGAGAUUCCACCUCGGAUACUUGAAGAGUUUGCUCCAGAGUGCUCCUAUGAUAGUAUUGUUGCAAUCGUCAAUUCGCACCGUCUAAUUAGUUCAUCGCUCGAUAACGCUGUUAAAUUUAUGGAAGAAUGUUUGGUCACCUUUAAAGGGGAUCACUGGUUCAAGGGUAAUUAUGUUUAUUUGGCAGCAUGGAGAGCGGAAUUGUUCCAUUGUCUAACAGCGAUCACGGUUCAUAGAGAGGUUCUUCAGGAGGAAAUUUUUUCGCACUUUUUCGACAACAAUGUGGACCGUGACGAGUUUUGUACUGCGUUAGAGUUGCAGAAAGUCUCCGUGGACACACUUCUACCUCUGCUUCGCCGUACAUCUGCCAUUUGUGCGCACCUCAUGAGAUUGAUCCGCUGGAUCGAGUUUCACCAACAGGCACUCCUUGAAGAUCACCGUGAUGCAGAUCCAGAGGCGGUUAAUCUCAUGACGUGUUACGGGAUGGGGAUUAUGUCGUCUUAUGAGGAAGACUCCGUUCCGGAAUACCUCGAGUGGUGGAGGAAGAAGUAUGACCAGGAGUACAGAUCAAAUAAGAGAUUUCGUCGCCUUACAGUGGAAAGAGUAGAACAGAUUAUUAUCGAAUCUGUUCCAUCUCAAUCCGCUGAGGCAUCAAACGUUGAACCUGGAAGGCCCCAGUUCAAGUCGGGAGGCUUCGGACCUAAAAAUCCUGAACCCUCCUCGGUUCAACGACAACAACAAGGGCCGACGCCUUCAUCUAGACAUUCCGCAUACCAAUCGCCAGCUAUUUCUCGACCCUUCGAUGGCGCUCCUUUCUCUCUGAGUCGGGAGGAUGGACCCCACGGGUCCAGAUCCCCGAGUCGUCGGGGCGGAUCCUCGAGUCGUCGGGGUAGAUCCUCGAGUCGUCGGGGCGAGGAGGCUGGAAAAGGAGACGAGUAG